CAUUAGCGUCACCAACAUUGGAGGAUCACUGAUGAUGUCAGAGUCAACACCAGGCAUUCAAAAGUCAGGGAUUGUGAGCGGUGAUAACGCUUCAAAGGGAGAUAGUCAGGAGAUGCAAUCUUCAUCUCAAAGCACAGGCGUGCCCGGAAACAAUGCUGGCAAGACCACUGGGGAAAAUAAGAACCUCAAAGCAAAUGACAAAGCUCGCACAGAAGAUCCCCAGAAGACCAAAGCUGUAACAUCUUCAUCCCAGGGAACUGGCUUGCCUGGAAACCAUGGGAAUAAUAAAAACCUUGGAUCAACAGAAUUUGUCAAGGCCAAAUGUAAACAAUUUGAGAAUGAUGGUUCAGGUUCUGAACAAAGUGGAAAUCAUGAUAACAGAAGAGCUGGUGCACAAAGUGCAUCAUUUGUUGUUCAUACCAGAGGACAAGAGAGUACAGGCAAUGGACAGAAAGGUACACUAAGUGGUGGUCGUGAGGCCUCAGAUAUGCAUGCUGAUCAAACAAACCAAACUGCAAUGCAAGGAAAGACUGGGUCUUCAGGAAAUUUACAUGAUCCAGGAAUAAAAGAAGUCACUGUGACAGCUGAAGGUUUGCAUGUUGUUCAUCCCAGAGGACAAGAGAAUACAGGCAAUGGACCGAAAGGUACACAAAGUGGUGGUCGUGAGGCCUCAGAUAUGCAUGCUGAUCAAACAAACCAAACUGCAAUGCAAGGAAAGACUGGGUCUUCAGGAAAUUUACAUGAUCCAGGAAUAAAAGAAGUCACUGUGACAGCUGAAGGUUUGCAUGUUGUUCAUCCCAGAGGACAAGAGAAUACAGGCAAUGGACCGAAAGGUACACAAAGUGGUGGUCGUGAGGCCUCAGAUAUGCAUGCUGAUCAAACAAACCAAACUGCAAUGCAAGGAAAGACUGGGUCUUCAGGAACUUUACAUGAUCCAGGAAUAAAAGAAGUCACUGUGACAGCUGAAGGUUUGCAUGUUGUUCAUCCCAGAGGACAAGAGAAUACAGGCAAUGGACCGAAAGGUACACAAAGUGGUGGUCGUGAGGCCUCAGAUAUGCAUGCUGAUCAAACAAACCAAACUGCAAUGCAAGGAAAGACUGGGUCUUCAGGAAAUUUACAUGAUCCAGGAAUAAAAGAAGUCACUGUGACAGCUGAAGGUUUGCAUGUUGUUCAUCCCAGAGGACAAGAGAAUACAGGCAAUGGACCGAAAGGUACACAAAGUGGUGGUCGUGAGGCCUCAGAUAUGCAUGCUGAUCAAACAAACCAAACUGCAAUGCAAGGAAAGACUGGGUCUUCAGGAACUUUACAUGAUCCAGGAAUAAAAGAAGUCACUGUGACAGCUGAAGGUUUGCAUGUUGUUCAUCCCAGAGGACAAGAGAAUACAGGCAAUGGACCGAAAGGUACACAAAGUGGUGGUCGUGAGGCCUCAGAUAUGCAUGUUGAUCAAACAAACCAAACUGCAAUGCAAGGAAAGACUGGGUCUUCAGGAACUUUACAUGAUCCAGGAAUAAAAGAAGUCACUGUGACAGCUGAAGAGUCUGUGGUCGAACUUCAACAUGUCAGCCACAGCUUCGAUGAGAAGGAUGAUAUGAUGGUAGUGUACAUGUAUGUGAAAGACGUGGACAAUGACAGUCUAGAGGUCAAAUUGCGCCCAGAUACCCUACAUGUCAGAUUCCAGACUAGGGAUAACCUGUUCCUGAAGCGUAACAAGGGCAGCACAGAGAAAACCAAGUUCAGCUGGACUAUAAGACUCAAGGGUCAGGCACAAAAGGACAAGUGCUCAUUCAAGGUCAGUCCUUUUGCUGUUACCCUGAAUAUCUCAAAGAAGGUGUUCGGCCGCUGGGGACAUCUAGAGAACCUCAAUAGACCAGCUAUGAAUAAAAAGAAACAUGCUCCAAGUCCACCCUCAGCUGAACAAACCAGUGGACAACAGAGUGCUGACGAUGCCAACAAAGGUUCGCCAAGGACCGGUGCUGAGCUCACAGGAUAUUUGGAUGAUGCAGGGAACCAGCUAGGAAUGGGAGAAGGCACUGGGACAAAUGCAGACGAGGAAAGAAAGAAUCGUGCUUCAAGUCCAAACCCUUCUGAUCACACCAGUGAACAAGAGAGUGCUGACGAUGCAAACAAAGGUUCACUAAGGACUGGUCCUGAACCCGCAGGAGAUCCGCAUGAUGCAGUAGUCGUACAGCCAAUGACUGAGCCCACAGCAGAUCAGCACAAUGCAACAAACCAGCCAGGAAUGGGACAAAACAGUGGGACAAAUGCAGAAGCAAAUCCAUCUUCCGGCCAUGAAGCCACUCAACAGCAUAGUUCAGGUGAUGAAGGUGAUGAAAAUGCUAAUCCAAAAUUAGAUGCAGGAUCAGGUGAAAGUACAACAGUUGAUAAUAUUGAAGACAAAGAGGAAAACUGGCAGAGUCAAAAUACAUCUGGAAGCAUUCUCCAAAAAGAAACAGACGCAGAGAAAGCUGAAGAAGGAAACACAACUGUUGGGAAAUCCCAAGCAUCACAUAUUCAGAGGCCUCAGAACACACAAGACGAUCUUGAGAAAAAGCUUGUGGACUGCCAGUCGAAUGCGAGUUUUCAGACUCCAAAGAAAGAUGGACAGGAAAAGGAUUUGUUCCCAGUGCAGACGGAAGACAAAAGUGAUAAUGAUGAGCUUGGAAAUAGAUCCAUUGAUACAGCUGAUGUCGAAGACGUUUUAGGCUCUCAAGAUUCAAUCAGCUCUCUGGAUUCCUUUGUAAUUAUCGAUCAACAAGAAGAAGAUUGCAAAGAACAGGAAAAGAUUGAAAACAAGACCCAAAGUGAAUUCUCACCCGCUGGAACAUCCUUUGAAUGUAUGAAUACCAAGCAUCCAAGAAGUAAAUCGGAAGCUGCACAUCUAGAAAAACCUGUAUCUAAUGACAAAUUCUGUAUCAUAUCUCAAGGUUCUAUUUUAGUUGUUCAAAGCAUAGAUAAACCUAUGUGUUUGCUAUCUUUGGGUGAGGCAAAGAAUGCUUACUUUGAAGGGGACCUCUUAUGUGUUGAUGGUAGACUUUUUGUUUUGUUUACUGAGGGCAACAUUCUGAAGUCAAAUGAAGUUCCACAACUACCUUCUGGCGAGCAAAAUGGCAUGGCUCAUUGUAAAGACUCAUCAUUUGCUCAAGAAAAAGAUAAGUCGGUCAAAGAAAAUGUUGAAAAACAGGGAAACACCCGAGAUAUGCUGGAACAAGACCAUGCUGGGAGACCAACAACCAGACAACAUAGUCUUGAUAAUUCUAGUGCUUUUGGAUCCCAAUUAAGUGUUGUAAAGCAGAAAAGAAAAGAGAUAGUUCUUAGAAAUGUCCCAACAAUGGUUGUAAAAAUCAUAUCACAGUCUUCAUUUAAAUCAGAAUUUAGAACAAAGUUUCCUGAUGCUGAAUACAAAGUUAAGAAUGAAAAAGGUAACACUGCAGACAUUGUAAUAAAUGGGUCACUGGAUUGUCAAGAGUGGUUUCAAAAGGAAAUACAUUAUUGUAGAGUGACCAUGAGUAAUGUUCAAUAUGGUGAAUUCAUCCCCAAGUUGCCUGUCAUAUUAAACGAGUACAUGUCAAAACGUUAUGGCGAGCUUGGAACAGUUUUUUGGGACACGCUUUCUGAGAAAAAUCAAAUAAUUGUAUGGUGUUCUUCAUCACCAUCUGCUGAUGAAGUGGUUAGCAAAUUGAAGAAAGCAAUCAAAAAAGUUGAACAUUCCUGUGAGACUGGUAACUCUGCUUUGCCCCCUUUAAUAAUUAAGAAAAUGAAAGAAAUGCACAAUGUUUUACAUGUAAAAAUUGAUUGGAGUUUGGAUGAAGUCUACACUUUCAUUGUGUUUUGCUAUCAAGAAGAUGCUGCAGACAUAAAGAAAGAUUUAGAAGAUUUGUGUUCAUUUAAAAAAUCAACAAAAGAAGAUUCCUUCCAUUCAACUGCUGAUACAUUUAAAGAUCUUGGAGAGGCAUUCAAGUACUCUAUUGCGAAUGCAAAUGGCCAAACCAUUGCAGUUUCAAAUGUUGAAGCUGUGAAUUUAGACGCAGACGCUAUUGUUGUUCUAAAGGAAAAUGAAAGCAUGGAAGAUGUUAGCAAAUCUUUUUCAAGAAGUGGAAAUCAGAUUGUUGUUGAGUAUCCUCAGGGGAGACAUGAGGAAAUGCGGGCAAAGUAUAAAGUAGCCGAGUCAAUGACAUAUGCUCUAGUUGAGAUAGAGAAAGGAAACUGUUUUAAAGUAGCAGUUGCGUGUAGUGAAAGUAAAUCGUGGACAAAUGGAUACAAGUACUUGAAAUUUGUUCUGUCUGCGAUUUUUGAAUUUUUCAAGCAAAAUGCAGGUAGUCCAUAUUUCUUCUUUUUGUGUACCUCAGAUGAAUUUGGGUACAGAACUUGUCAGCAAAUACUACGAGAAGGAAAGCCGAAUGAUUAUGAAGAAACAAGUUCAACAAAUGAUGAACUUGCACAUGCACCAGAAGGGGUCGAUCAAAACAGUGAUACAAUUACAAGCACUGCUGCGAAUCAGCUGGCAGCAGAAAAUGAAGCCUCAAGAUCUGCAAAUGAAACAACUGGAGGAAGCCGAACAGAAUCAAGUAAACUGAAAGUUCAUGUUUUGAAAGAAGAAAUAAUAUCUGUCAAGGCAGAUGUGAUUGUUAACUCGACAAAUGAAGACUUGGACUUGGAACAAGGAUAUGUGUCUGCAAAGAUAAAUAAAUAUGCAGGAAAAAAACUGCAAAAAACUGUGAAUAAAGAAGCUAAAAAGAUCAACUUCAACUUCUGGGAUUACAUAGUUACUGAGGCGUUUGAUCUAAGCAAUUGUAAGCAUAUAUUUCACUGUGCCCUCGAGCCAUUGAAAGACAUUGACCAGAAGGAUAUCUGUCUAUUGAAUAUGCGGGCAAUGGUUCGAAUGCUGUUGAAUGAAGCAAACAAAAUGAGCUGCCACUCCAUUGCUCUGCCGGCACUUGGAACUGGCAAUCUGGGUUAUCAUCCCAAGGAUGCAGCAAACGCGAUCUUCCUUGCUGUCUGUGACUUUGUAGAACUCAAUGGCGACACGAGCCAUCUGCAAGAAAUAAAAAUUGUCAUAUAUGAGAAAGAUGAAAACACAUUUCAGGCUUUCAAGAAGGUUCAAGCAGAAAUGGCCCAAGAAAUGGGUGGACGUGCCAAACAACCUGUGCCAGCAUUUUAUUUUAAAGAAAGAAGACUAGAGGCAAUUGUCGGAUCUCCUGAUAUAAUCAAUUGUGAUACUGUUGUAUGCUUACUCGACAAUUCAAAUCUAAAACAAGGGAAAUCCAAAGAUCACCCAAUUAUUUGCAAGUUGCCAUCAAAAACGGUGCAGGAUUGGAACAAAAAACGGCAUUCUAAAGGCAAAUUUUUCUCUUUGAAUGGAGCUCCAUGGAAUUGUCGGAAAAUUUUGACCAUGGAAAUGAAAGAAAAGGAGAAACUACAAUCUGUUAUUAAACAAAGCCUUUUGCAUGCUGAUGUUGACAUGAAAAGUUUUUCUGUUGUGUUUUAUUUUGAGGAAACAGAUGUUUGUUUACAACGGGGCAAAAAUUUAAUGAAGGAUUUCAUGGAUGCGUUUUAUGAUUAUGGGCCGAACAUAGAAAGAUUGAUGAAGGUUACAGUGCUGUUAGACGGAACUCAGAAUGCUACCAGAGUGUUCAAAGAAUUCAGUAAUAAAGCAUCGGUUUCCAAGCCAAGUACAGUGAAUAGAAGCUCACCAAAAGAACAAAAGAAAAGUUUUCAAGAUGAUCAGAAAAAGAAGAGUAAAGAAGAGAAAGGUAUGACACAAGAAACAAGACCACCUCCUCGUCCCCCAUUGUCUGCAAUAAAUAGUGCGUCUAGCAACAGUGGCAGCAACCGUUACAGGGGUAACAUUUUGAAAGGUUGGGAUCCCCAGCGUUUUCUUGAAACUGACGAAGUAGCAAUGCUUGUUUUGGUGAAGGGCAUACUGCCAACUGAGACAGAAGAGGAAGUGAUGUUCAACUUGAAGAAAUUUGUACCGGAAAAGAAGUUUGAAUUACAUUUUUGUCCGGGAAUGCUGUCAGCAACCUUGUCAUUCGAUACGCCACAAGAUGCAGAUGAUGUGGUUAAACAUGCACAAAACCAAACCUUUCAGUAUCAAAUAGAAAAACACCCGGCAGAGGUGCUAAUGAAAUAUGAGUUUAGCUUACCUACAAAAGAGGUCAAGGAAAUUGAGUCCACUGAACAGAUUGAAACAUUUAAAUCACACUUUAAAAAGCCUAUAAUCACUUUCAAAGCAAAUAAAGAUAAAACAAUUUCAUUCGAAUGCAAAACAAAAUUUGCUUUAGAGUUGGUUGAAAUGGCAAAAACUUACUACACGACUAAGCAUAUCAAAAUGGAGGCUGUUAGUGAAAACAUAUUAGAUGUUUUCAGCACGAAGAAGAAGGAAAGUAUCGAGCAUUUAAAGACAGACGGAGGAAUAGUCGAGUGUGAUUCUGCUACUGGUAAGGUAACUGUAAGCAUACCAAAUCUUGUUUUGGAAAAGUACAAAGAGUUGGAAGAAUAUUUGAAACGUAUAACAGAUUCAAAGAAUUUUGGAGGAAGUAGAGAGUUCUUUAUUGAAACAUAUCAAACACAAAAAGCGCAAGAGGUUUGUCAAGAUCUUGAAAGAACUGUAACAUGUGAAUGUGCAUAUGUGCCCGAGAAACAAUUAAUUGUUGUACUUGUUGAAAAAUAUGAACACAUCAAACACGUGGGGAACAAAAUUCGUGAGCUUUUAGAUGGGAAACCCUCUGAAGUGAAACCAACAGGGAGACCUGGACGAAAACGCCAUACCGAUGAUAGUUCCAAUAAUGCCGAAUCAAACAAGGCUAGUGCUAGUGGCGGGGUGCAUUUUGAAAGUGGGAAAUUGAAGAAAAUAUUCCAAACAAAGGAGAAAAUUGAUGUCCAUGUGUAUGAGGGAGACAUCCUCAAGUUAGAUGUUGAUUGUAUUGUUAAUGCAGCCAACGAACAGCUUCAACAUGGAGGAGGAGUUGCAAGAGCCAUCGCUAGAAAGGCAGGCUAUCAGUUAACUAAAGAAAGCGAAGAAUGUAUUACAAAACAUGGGAGUAUACCUGUAGGUUGUGCAGUGAGCACGAGUGCUGGAAACCUUCCAUAUGAAUGUGUUAUACAUACCGUUGGACCAAGAUGGAGUGAUUAUUCUAAUCAGUCUGACGGAAAAAAAAUGUGUUGUCAGAAGUUGUAUGAAGCAAUCAUGAGCAGUUUACAAAUUGCCGCAGACAAAGGGAUGAAGUCCAUUGCCUUGCCUGCAAUAAGUUCUGCAAUAUUUGGUGUUCCACUUCAUCUUUGCGUUGUCGAAUAUAGACAGGCUGUCUUCGAUUUUAGCAGAAUGACAGGAGCAAAAUUAAAGGAUAUCCAUUUUGUUGAUAUCAAAGCAGAUGUCGUUAAAAGUAUACAAGAUGAAUUUUGCAAUCUCCAGCAAACUGUUGAUGAAAAUAGAUAUCCUCAAUAUGAGCUCAAUAAGCCCAUGUCGCUUAAAUCAAGUUUGAAACUGAAGCCUAGACAUAGUUCAGAUAAUGAAAACAGUGGUAUGCAUUUGAAAUUCAAGGAAGAAAAUCACACAACUGUCGCUUUGAUAAAUGAACCUUUCCAUAAAUUGGAAAUACUGCAUGGAGAUUUAUCUGCUGUAGAUACGGAUGCAGUGGUUUUAACCAUUGAUGAAAAGGGAAGACCUCGCAAAUUAACCAAACAUAUUCAAGGCAAAGUAAAUGCAAACACAUCUUAUUUUGAAGAAGUCCGCUAUAAACAAUUACUUAAUAACACAACUGGCAAUGUGAUUGCAACAGGCGGCUGUGGCUCAAAGUACAAGGCCAUAUUGCAUGUGAUACUACCUUGCAAUCUAAAGUACAAAGAAAGUAAAGAAAAGGUAGCUGAUUUACAGACAGCAUACACUCACAUUUUCGCUGAAAUGUCUAAAGAUGCGCAGCUGAGAAAGGUCACCACUGUGCUUCUUGGAAAAGGUGACAAUGAUGUUACUUUUUGUGCUAGCAUACUGUGGAAAAGCUUUCAUGCUUUUUGUAGAAAAGAAUUGAAAGGUAAAGCAGUUCACGUUGUCGUUGUUUGCUAUGACAUAGAUGAGUUUGAAGCAACGAGGACUGCAAUUCUUGAAGAUGCUCUUCGUGAAACUUCUUCACACAGCCAUGAUGAAACAGAUUUGAACAAGGAUUUUGCACAAAGUGCUCUGGAAAAUGAAGAUGAGGAUUGUGUCAUAUGUAUGGAUACAGUGAAAGACCCUUAUCCCCUCAAGUGCGGACACAUGUUCUGCAAAGAAUGCAUUUUGAAGCAGUUUGAGUUUAAAAAGGUCUGUCCAAUGUGUGGACAUGUCUGUGGCAUUAUAGAAGGCAAUCAACCUACCGGUAAAAUGAUUGUGUCCAAAGAAAGUGGUAAUUGCCAUGGUUAUUGGAAUUGUGGAAGCAUUUUGAUGAGAUACGAAUUCCCAGAUGGGAAACAACAGGAAGGUCACCCAAAUCCUGGAAGCUCUUAUAGGGGGAUAAGGCGAACUGGGUAUUUGCCUGACAAUGCUGCCGGGAAGACCAUAUGUCGAAUGAUGAAAGUUGCUUUUAAAAGAAAGCUGGUCUUCACCAUUGGGAAUUCCCGGACCACGGGUCGAGAUGGAGUGAUAACUUGGAAUGAUAUACAUCACAAGACAGACCCGAAGCCUUAUACACAAUUUGGCUAUCCUGAUGACACGUAUCUGGACCGGGUAAAAGAAGAAUUGGAAAUAAAGGGCGUUACUGAAAAGGACAUUGAUUCUGUAUCAAGACUUGAAGGAGUAGUGUAUACCAACUGAGACGAUUGACUACAUAAGACUGUCCAAACAUAAUAUCUAUUUACUAUUUUAAUACAAUAGUAUUUUAAAGGGAUAAAUAUAGAAAGAAAUCACUGAAAAGCUGUCAAUUCUCUCGAAAAUGAAAAUCACAUAUUUCGACAACAUUUUGUUUUACUAUUUUGGCAAAAUAAAUUCAACCUGCACAAGCCUUAAAACCUUAAAUUUAAAAAUCCUGAUCAAGGCCAAACGAACAUUGUUAGUAAAGAAAGUUGAUAGCUUUCAUACUUCAUUGUGCCGUAUUGCAACAUAUAUCUGAACACACAAUAAAUGUUUUAAAGAGUAAUUGAACUACGUUUUUGCAAGUAUAUAUGCCAGUUUUUGAUAGGCGGCCAUUAAAAUUCAAGCACAUAUAUAAAACGUAGUUAUGUAAUUUAAUGGCAAAGCUUAUGGACAUGCAGUCAAUCUAAAAUGCACUUAGAACAAUGUUUAAAUGGAACAACAACAGUACCACACGUGGGUUUUGGCGCUUACCAGAUUUUCUCCGGUGAUCAAGAAGCAUAACUGAACACUAUUUUAAGCCAUAGUAAUGAGGAUUGCUCCUAAUAGAUUCAACGAUAGCUAUUGACAGAUUUCGAAUUAUUCCAGCAACGUUUUUUUUGUGUUGAAUGUGCCUUGUGUGUUAUUUUGAGAAUAUGGUUUAAUGAAGACUCAUAUGAGUUGAUAUCUUUUCUGUGUUUUUUUCUGCUUUUUGAUCAAUUGUAUACUUUUAAGAAAAAAGGCAUAAUAUAAUCAAAUAUUUGAAGGUGUAGUUCGAAAAUUCGUCAAGUGUAUCGAGGGCUGAUCGCGAAACUGUUCUAUUUGACAUAUUUUCAGAAAACCACUUUUUGGCAAAAAUAUAUAUAUAAUACUGUGAUACAUAUUCUACAAAAAUAUUAAGUUCAUAUCUCUACAAAUAUUUAUUUUAUUCAACAUUAGUCCUUUAGUUCCAUCUGGCAAAGCAAUUUUAUUUUCCCGCGAAACUGUUCCAUGUGAAUAUGCAAGCAAAUAGGACAGUUUCGAAGUCAAUUUGAAAUUAUUUUUUCAAAUGGAAAUUGUUCUAUUUGAAUAAAAGUGUUUUUUGUCAUUCAUUUCUUAGAUUUAUAUGAAUAAAAAGUGUGGAUCUAAACUUAUAUGGCUAAGAUAUAUCAUUUUUAUCAAAAUACUUCUUCUGUGUUUCAAAUGGUACAGUUUCGCAGUAUUUUUAUCUUUAAUAAGAAUUAACUUUUACUGCGAAACUAUACUAAGUGCAGCACAUUUCUCAAUAUUUGGCACAUUUUUUAUCAAUAAUGAUAUUUAUAUCAUUAGAGUAUAAAUAUAUAGUUACUAUAUGAUCAUUAAAUCAAUUGAAAUUAGAAAAUAUUCAAAAAAUAAAAAGAUGAAAUGUCAUUAUGAUCAUAUCUGCAUGAUGUGAUGUAAAUUGAUAUGUUUAUGUUAAUAAAAGUUUGGAUAUUAUAUAGUUUGAAAAAACAAUAAAAAAAUAUUCUUAUUAUUACUAUUUUGAUAAACCUUUAUUUAUCUAAUAUCAUUUAAAGUGACACUCAUAUUCAAAAUUCAAUUAAUAAGACAUACACAAAAAAGUCAUGUAUAACAAACAUAAAUUUUGAGUGAUAAACCUUUAACUACUUACUAAAUAAUGCAUAUAUGAAAACUAUUAAAAACUGAUAACAAGAUUGUAACUGUGUAUUUAAUAGCUGAAAAAUAUUAAAUGAUUGGUGAGUGCAAAAAGAUUUACUGUGAUCUUCUCAUUAGGUAGAAAUACCGUGUUUUCUGCACCUUUCUUUUAAAUUCAACCCAGCAUCCUUCAUAAGAAACAUUGUUUUAGACAUUUAUUCAUCCUUUUUAGUAUAUUAUAACAAUUGUAUUAAUUAUGGUUAAUCUUAUUUGGGAGUAAGAGUGUAUCUUUAAGUAUAAUGGAUGACUUAUUAUUUU
This is a messenger RNA of Mya arenaria, 10729 nucleotides long. RefSeq lists its product as uncharacterized. The coding region runs from base 32 to 8782 and encodes 2916 amino acids. NCBI's taxonomy places the organism in Eukaryota, Metazoa, Mollusca, Bivalvia, Myida, Myidae. The transcript is spliced from 40 exons. The record is from RefSeq and is a predicted model, not a curated record. Gene Ontology annotation, biological process: protein ubiquitination; Notch signaling pathway.